GUUUUAAUUGAAAUUUUCUUAAACCUAUUCGAAUUUUUUUAGAUAUAACUUAUAUUCUAAUGAGCGUAAGGACUGGCUAAGUUAACAGUUAUUUGAUGAGGAUUUGAAAUCUAUGUUUACCGGCUUUUGCACGUAAACACGGUAAAUAUGGCAUUGACACACACGAUUUUAUACGACAAACAUAUUGGAUAAUACUUGAUAAUGUAAAAACUAAAAUUAAUAUGCUAGAAAAAGUGGAAAAGUUUCGAUCGCUUAAAAUUAAGGACCCAUUUUCAAGACACAUCAUACUUGAAUGCUAUUUGAUUUGUGCAGACUAUAUUUAUGAAUCAGCACUCCAAAAAGGUCUCUUGGAAACAUUCAAUCAUGUUGAUGUUAAAGUUGUUGAUUGUCCAGAUAUGAGAGAAAAACCAUUUAUGCUUUCGGCAGAAGGUAUCUGUGAGCGACCUUGCCUUGCUGAUGUUGGUGGUGUGGAAUAUUUAGCACCUUUAGCUCAGAAAGACAAAGUGUAUGAUUUCAAGUUAAUAGCUGAAAGCAUAGAUAUGCCUACUGCCUUAAUGAUAGGUGCUGGUGCUGGACCACGUCCGCAUAUUGGAACAAAUUGUGAGAUGAUGGCGAAUGUUAAGCUUGGAGAUGAAGAUUUGAUCAACACUCGUAUAGCAAAAAUAACUGAGGAUGGCUCAGAACUCAUUCAUCUAAAAGACAGCACCAAGUUUUGUCUGCUUGGAAACUUGUAUGUUUCCGAAGGAAAACCAGGAAAGGUUAUUAAAGUCGUAGCUAAAGAAAGAAAGGGCUCUGAAAACUUUGUUACAGCAAUGCGAAAAAUUCUUGCUGAUUAUUUUAAAGAUAAACCAGUAGGAAUAGGUGGUGUCUUCAUUAUUAAGAAGGGAAAAGCUAAGCUUCAUAUCAUGCCAGAUUAUUCAGACAAACCUUUAAGAAGUGAUGAUGAUAUCAACAAUUGGUUAAAAUUCUUUAACAUGUCUGCUCCAUUAACAUGUUUAAGUACUUUUGUUUCUCAUGACCCUGGAUUAAAUUUGAGAGUUGAACACACUCAUUGUUUUAGUGACCACAACGAAGGUGGUCAUUACCAUUAUGACAUCACGCCCGAUUCCGUUGAGUAUGAAGGUUACUUUAAUGUGUGCCAUGAACUCUUCCGCAUUGAUCGGCCAUCUACGAGGCAGGAAUUUGGACGAGAUUAGUCAAAAGAGUUUCUAACAAAAUUGUUUGUUUUGAUACUUCCAACCAAAAGACAGAGUGAAGUUGUUUUCUUACUGAUUUAACUGCAUUGUUUAUUUUGUGAUUAAGUGAUUAAUGUUACUAGAGGUUUUUUAAUAUUAUUUUUCGUAUCUUUAAAGUUUGACUAAAGCUGGGAAGGGAAGUCUUUUGUGCCAAUUGUAAGAGCUUCUGGUUAAUGUAUUUACUUUGUCCAACACGUUAAACUUUGUUACUAUUUUAUUUUUUACCGUAGUACUAUUUUUUAUGAUUUAUUUCCUUCAUUAAUGCAGUAUGUAGAUGCUUAUAGGAUUAAAAUAAGGUUAAUAUAUGUUAUCAGGUGCUUAACAUUAGUUGCUUUCUUUUUUAUUUAAAUUGAGAUUAAAGAAAUUAAUUAUUUUGCAUUGUUGCUUUUUUCUCUCGAUUUGAUAGCUGGAUUACACAGAAAAGUUAAGUAAAUUUGUUUACUUUAUUUUUUAAAAACAGGCAACUUUUAUGAUUCAACAACUAAAAGGCUGAAAAUUUGUGCAUAUAGGAGUGUUAGUUGAUAUGCAUUUUUGUGUUAUUUUUCUUAAUGUUUUAAAAUUUAGAAUUGAUUAAGCUAUGGCUUAAUUCUGUUUUUGAUGAAUAUUGAAAUUUGUGUAUUUUCAUUUAUAAUUAAAUUAUUUUUUACUUUAAAAGCUCCUUUUGUUAGAAAUAUUUUUUACAACUAUUUUUUAAGAGUGUACUUUUACUUGAAUAUUAUAUAAAUGUAUAUAGAUUGUUUAUAUAAAUUAAAUCAUAGCAUAAAACAUAUAUAAAUUGUUUAUAUUGAUAUUUGUGAUACUUACUGUUAUGUUGGAUAUAUAAGUAAUUGACUAUCAGUGUAAAAUUUGUUUUUAUACGAUUAUAAAAUAUUAUGGGUAUUUUGGUUCAUUUUUGCUUUUUGAAAAUAUAUACAAAUGUUUAAACGAAUGCAUUUAGGAAAUAUUUUAAUGUAAUGAAAAGGGAAAGUAAAAUGAGAGAAAACCUGUAAUAUCAUGGUUAUAUUUUUAGAAUUUUAUCGUAUGUACUUACUUUUUUAUAUUUAAUUGAAAUAUACAAUAGAGGAUUAAAAUAAUGGUUGAAGCAAGUAUAUUGACACUAUUAAUGUUGUUGAUUCCACUUUGCAUUUUAUGGAAUUAAAAAGUUAUUUUUAUUAAAAAAAUCCACUUUUAAAUCUCAAAGGUUGAAGAAGCCCAGAUAUAUAUUGUGUCAAAGAAAUUUCAUUUGUAUCUUGAUACUCUUUAUGAUGGAUUUAUUUAUUGUUAACUUGAAUAAAGAAAUGUAUUUUUUUUAA
Messenger RNA from Parasteatoda tepidariorum (common house spider), 2527 nucleotides. RefSeq names its product beta-keto L-gulonate decarboxylase. The record is from RefSeq and is a predicted model, not a curated record. Lineage: Eukaryota; Metazoa; Arthropoda; Arachnida; Araneae; Theridiidae. Gene Ontology annotation, molecular function: zinc ion binding; hydrolase activity, acting on ester bonds. Gene Ontology annotation, cellular component: nucleus.